GGAGGGAGCAGAGGGAUAGAGGAGCGGGGACGUUCCUUGACUCUAUAAAAAGCCUCCACGGGGCCGGGCAGCGGUGGGACGCGAGGAGAGCCGAGGCACGGGGCAUGGAACAGUACUUCUCAGCCACGCAGAAGAUGGAGCAGGAGGUGAUGUUCCCCAGCCUGCUGCGAGGGGUCUUCCCACAGGACGGCGCCGACCCAGCCGCUGGCGGCCCCGCGGACCUGUAUGAGCGCUACCAGCUCCUCAAGGCCAUCAAGCCUGUGGUGGAGCGAGGCCUGGCCUCCGUCACCGAUCAGAGCCCCACCGGCAAUGCUGAAUCUGACACGGCCCCAGAUGAUGGCAUAGAUGGGAAUCUGGAGGAGCGGCUGUCCCACCACAUGAAUGGUUUACAGCAGGUUCUGACCGACCUCACCAAAAACACCAAAGCUCUCACCCGGAGGUACAGCCAGAUCCUGGAGGAGAUCAACCUCGGUGAAGGUCAGAGCAGCUCAUGAGCCUGCACGCGGAGAGUGCAAGGGUGGUCUGACAUUUGCACCCCAGCGGCAGCUUUACUCCUGUGCCAAGUCCUGCCGAGGAACAUCUUUUGUGUCCAGCACAGAGCUUGAUGUACCAUCCAAGUUGUCACACGGCCGAUCCUCCCAGCAAACCUCAUUGCUUUGUUUCACCUCCAUUUCCAAGGGAUUGCCUUGCAGCAGGCAGGGCAGAAAAGAGUGUUCUGUUACUGCUUCCUAGAAGGCAUCUGUAACCUUGAAACAAUGCUUUUGUUCUGCAUGUGCCUAAACCACCUCUCCACUGGUUUCUUUGAUAAUGUCACCAGUUCCCAAAAUCAAUGAUCUGAAAUAAAAUGCAAAGCCUUGAGAAAUGUA
Lagopus muta (rock ptarmigan) is the source of this 866-nucleotide messenger RNA. Its product is annotated as thyroid hormone-inducible hepatic protein-like. The transcript has 2 exons. NCBI's taxonomy places the organism in Eukaryota, Metazoa, Chordata, Aves, Galliformes, Phasianidae. The record is from RefSeq and is a predicted model, not a curated record. Gene Ontology annotation, cellular component: cytosol. Gene Ontology annotation, biological process: regulation of lipid biosynthetic process. Bases 105 to 494 code for a protein of 129 amino acids.